Amorphotheca resinae ATCC 22711 is the source of this 558-nucleotide messenger RNA. RefSeq lists its product as hypothetical. The record is from RefSeq and is a predicted model, not a curated record. The transcript has 2 exons. The coding region runs from base 1 to 558 and encodes 185 amino acids. Lineage: Eukaryota; Fungi; Ascomycota; Leotiomycetes; Helotiales; Amorphothecaceae.
AUGAAACCAAUUACAAGCGUCUUGCGAGCCUCUAGGAGCUCUAGGAAUUCUGCAAUUGUCAGCUCUUCGAUACGCCAGCGGCAGUUCUCUAGCACCAGGGAGCGGAAAGCUAAUAAUCGCAUCUACACCCCGGUCCGCCGUCCCGAUGAUUUCUCUUCCUACCUCCUCCUCUCGACGUCGUCGCGCGCACCCCUACUAACCCUCUGGACCGCCUCCUACUGCCGCACCUGUAAGCAGGUGUCUCCCCUCGUGCACGAACUGAUCUCUCAAGGCGUCGGCGAGGAAGAGGGCGGUGUCUCCUUCUGCGAGGUAGAGUUCGAUGCGCCGGAUAUCAUGGGCAGCGGGUUGGCAAUGACGUAUCUGAUCACUAGCAUGCCGACGUUAUUGAGCUUUGAUAGGGGAGAGGCGCAACUCCAGACCAAGGUCACGGAUCCUAGGAAGAUGGCUGAUAGGGAGUGGCUGCGGGAAUGGAUCAGGACUGAGGCGAGGAGGCAGGGCGGGGGAGGAGGGGGAGGCGAUUCAGGCUUGUUUGGAGGGCUUUUUGGGAAGACGAGAUAA